AUGGCCGCUACACCCCUGGCCAUGAUCCUCCCAAGGAGCUCCGUCACUUGGAAAAGGCCAUCACCAUUGCUGACAGUCUUGCUCCUGGCAUGUUGCAUGAGACUCAUAGUCAGGACAGCCUUCGUCCCGGGUUCGCCUGAGCGGACUCGGCAGAACGCUCGUCUGGCUGUCAGCCGGCAAAAGGCCCUGCGCCGGGAGACUGGUUCUGCUUCCAAUUCCAUGAAGGACAUCGCAGAAGCCCUUCCGGGCAACAGCUUUUGGAAGGGCAUCACCCUCUUCAAUGCGGUGUGCUGGGGAUCAUCUUUCAUUUCCACGAAGGCGGGCAUUGAUGCACUCAGCUCCGCUGGCGUAGAGGAUGCUCCUGUGGUGUUCGGGGCCUUGCGUUUUGUUCUUGCAGCUUUGCCUCUCCUCCCAUGGCUACUGAAGUCCAGCUCAGCUGAGAGUGCACGAACGAGUGCAUUGGUUGGAAGCUUUGGGGCUGUGGCCUACGCAGCGAUCUUUGUGUCCUUCUCCUACGGCACGACCGGCGCCAAGGCUGCUUUCAUCACAGCCUUGCAGACCACGGUGGUGGCCUCCCUGAGCUCCAUGGCGGCCAAGCGCUUGAAUCUGGGCACCUUCUGCUCGGCAGUCUUAGCGGUGACCGGAGUGGGUGUGCUUGAGUUCUCAUCCGGGCCAGUGGAAGCGACCGUCGGUGACCUCAUGUGCAUGGCGGCACCCAUUGCCAUUGGGCUCAGUUGGCAUGUGCUCGGCGAGAGCAUGAAGAAGUUCCCAGGCGAUGCUACACCCACCGUGGCCAUCCAGCUCAUUUGCUUCGCCACACUUUUUGGGGUGUGGUCUUUUGGCGAGCUGUUGUGGCGCCAUGGUCCUGCUGGCGUCGCAGAGGGCAUUGCCCAUUUCCCUGCUCUCCUCGAAACGCCAGGCCUUCUGCCUGCGCUCCUGUUCUCAGCCUUCUUUGGCAACACCGUCACCAUGCUGCUUUGCAACGAAGCUAUGAAGCGCCUCAAGGCCUCUGACGUCUCCCUCAUCGUGGCCUCUGAACCGCUCUGGGCUGCGCUGGCAGGGGCGGCCUUCCUUGGGGAG
Molecule: messenger RNA, 1080 nt
Organism: Symbiodinium pilosum
Lineage: Eukaryota; Dinophyceae; Suessiales; Symbiodiniaceae
Source: the annotation of a GenBank genome assembly